This is a messenger RNA of Prosopis cineraria, 1228 nucleotides long. RefSeq lists its product as uncharacterized. The transcript is spliced from 3 exons. Gene Ontology annotation, biological process: positive regulation of DNA repair. Lineage: Eukaryota; Viridiplantae; Streptophyta; Magnoliopsida; Fabales; Fabaceae. Gene Ontology annotation, cellular component: BRCA1-A complex; BRISC complex. The record is from RefSeq and is a predicted model, not a curated record. Bases 138 to 917 code for a protein of 259 amino acids.
GAGAGUUUUUCAAGUCUAAAAUACGAAAAAGGAAGGAGUUCCAGACGAGAUUAAAGAGGCACCAUCUGAUGGCCGAUUAGCCUGCGAAAAUCCAUUCGAAUCCCGGAUUCGGCAAAGGAGAAAGGGAAGAAGAGAAUAUGGAGGGGAUCGAGGGAGAUAGUUCAGGCAGAGCAAGCAAGUAUGUGCUGGAAUCAGGACCCCUAAGAAACGAAGAUAUACUGAUUUGUGUGGAUGUGGAUCCUGAAUCCCUUGUCGAGUUGAAGGCUACUGGUUCUAAUGGCCGACCACUCACCAGGUUGGACUCCAUCAAGCAAGCCAUCCUUCUCUUUGUUAAUGCCAAGCUCACCAUCAAUCCUGAACAUCGUUUUGCCUUCGUCACUCUCGGAAAGUCUGCUUCUUGGCUCAAGAAAGAAUUUAGCAAUGAUGUUGAGUCUGCAAUUGCUGCAAUGCGGGGGCUUUUAGCUACUUCAUCCAGCAGCCAACCAGAUCUUACUAACUUGUUCAGAGUUGCUGCUCAUGAAGCUAAGAAAUCUCAUGUGCAGAAUCGCAUUUUCAGAGUGAUUCUCAUCUAUUGUCGAUCAUCAGUGCGACCACUACAUCAAUGGUCUUCAAACCAAAGGCUUUUCACUUUGGAUGUGAUGUAUCUCCAUGACAAGCCUGGACCUGAAAAUUGUCCCCAGGCAGUUUAUGAUACCCUUGUGGAAGCCCUUGAACAAGUAAGUGAAUAUGAAGGCUAUAUCUUGGAGAGUGGGCAAGGGUUGGUGCGUGUCAUUUUCCGUCACAUGUGCAUACUCUUGGCACAUCCUCAGCAGCGUUGUAUACAAGAUGAUAUUGACUUUCCCAAAGCUCUUGCAAAGAAGUCUCCUCCACCAGAGUCGGUGACUACUGAAGACAGUGUUCCUGUACCCACCCAAUGAGUAUGUCUCUGUUUUCAUAUAGUACUUUAUGAAGAUGAUGUGGAUUAGUAGCAUCUAAUUUUCUCUGUAAAUUUUGGCAUCUCAAAGUUCCACAACAGUGGAUACACAAACGUCAAUGCUUUUUGCCAUCAAUCCAAGCUUAGGAGCUAUACUAGCAAAGUAUACAUUGUGUCUUCUUUUUGGUGCACGUCUGCUGCUGUAUCAUAUGUUCAUUUUCUGUCAGUGUGAAAAUAAGCUUUCUUUGCUUUGCUUCCUCCUAUACCUGUGUUCAGGUUUAGGUUACUUCAAUGAGACCAAGAUCAUUAUCAGUU